This is a messenger RNA of Sorghum bicolor (sorghum), 2428 nucleotides long. RefSeq names its product protein BREAST CANCER SUSCEPTIBILITY 1 homolog. The coding region runs from base 361 to 2232 and encodes 623 amino acids. NCBI's taxonomy places the organism in Eukaryota, Viridiplantae, Streptophyta, Magnoliopsida, Poales, Poaceae. The record is from RefSeq and is a predicted model, not a curated record. Gene Ontology annotation, biological process: positive regulation of transcription by RNA polymerase II; negative regulation of fatty acid biosynthetic process; double-strand break repair via homologous recombination. Gene Ontology annotation, cellular component: BRCA1-BARD1 complex; BRCA1-A complex; plasma membrane. Gene Ontology annotation, molecular function: ubiquitin-protein transferase activity; metal ion binding. The transcript is spliced from 14 exons.
UCGAAAAUCUCCCGCCUCCCGCGGAUGGGAUAGCGUCCGGUUUCACAGACCGCCCACGCGCUCGCGCCCAAACAUUUUCGUUCAGCCGGCUGCCUGCCCGCCACCGCUUCACUUCCCUCUCGUUCCGAAUUCCCGAUUGGCCGCCCUCUCCCCGCGUAUUUGACUGGCGCUAGAGAGCCGGCGCCCAGCUCAAGCUUCCAAGUUCCAAGUCCCUCGGCAGUCAGCACCGCAUCUGUCUCGCGCUCCGGCUCUCUGUGACUCUGUCCCCUCACGGCCGUAGCCCUUUCCAAGGGAUAUCGGAGGGAGAGGAGGGGGAGGCGGGAGCAGUAGGAAGGGGCGUUCGUGUCGUGGGUGGAGAAGAUGGAGAACCUGAGGAGGCUCCUGAAUCCGCUGGUGCUCAACCUGCAGAAGAUGGAGCUGGAGCUCACCUGCCCCGUCUGCCUGAAGUUGCUCACCUCGCCGACAACGCUGCCGUGCUACCACACAUCCUGCAGCAAGUGUGCCCUUACACCGACUUCAAAAGGUUACAGCUGCGCCAUUUGCAAAUCUGGCUAUUGUUCUCAAGAUUUAAGGCCAGCUUCUCAUCUCGAGUCGAUAGUGAGCAUUCACAGGAGCCUCAGCUCUACCGUAUGCACCAUGAUUGAACAGCAGGAUGCUCAAGUUAACAUUCCUGUUGCAAAGACAGCAUCUCAUGGAACACCAGAGUCAGGAAACAGAAGUGGGGUGAUGGAGAAAUAUGACCAGAUGAAAUCUUACAACCCUGUUGCUUCAAAGCUAGUAUAUGAUCAGUCAACUGGACCUGCAUUUGGGAACAUGGAGGGUGUUCAAGCAAAAGAUCCUGCAGUAGAGAACAAUGCUGGUGCUGCAGCUGUUGCACCAACGGCUAUAGUACAAAAGGGUCAUUCUGGGUCACAAUCUUCUGACGGCCCUGGGGAUUUGGAUUGUGACAGCAAUGACCUUGAAGGAGAACUGAUAACAAGCAGAUCACUUCUUCAAACUGCAUUGAAAAGAGAGACAAAUGUAAUGGAUGACCAUACCAGAGAAUUGAAGAGGCAAAAAUCAAAUGACCAGGUUCAAAGACAAACAACCAUGGCCAGUGCUUGGAAAUGUGAGUUCUGUCAUUCUUCCCAAGUCACUGAGUGUACUGGACCUUUGUCACAUUAUCUGAAUGGGGAGCCAAUAGAAGCUGAUCAAGCUUGGAAAUCAAGUGUUCAUCAUGUCCAUGAGAAAUGUGUUGAAUGGGCUCCUCAAGCAUUCUUUACUGGUGACAUUGCAAAUAACUUGGAGCCUGAGUUGGCCCGUGCUUCUAAGAUCAAAUGCAGUGUUUGUGGCUUGAAAGGUGCAGCACUUGGCUGCCUUGUGAAGAGCUGCCGCAAUAGUUUUCAUGUCCCAUGUGCCUACAACAUCAAAGGCUGCAAAUGGGAUCAAGAGAACUUCGUUAUGCUGUGUUCUACACAUUCUUCAAAAAAGUUGCCUUGUGAAAGAUCAAAGUCAAAAAAGAAGGCCAAGUUACAGCAACCAUCUUCUGACACUGAUGGUCUGAAUUCACCCUCUCCAAUGCAAAGGGAUGAACUUUGGACUGCCUCACCUUUUCUGACUAGUGGAUGGGUGAUAUGUGGAUCUGCCCUCAUUGGCCAUGAGAAGGAAAUCUUGGAUCAAUUUGAGUGUCACACUGGCAUCACUGUAACUAACACUUGGAGUUCGGAUGUGACUCAUGUGAUUGCUAAUACGGAUGAACGUGGGGCAUGUGCUAGGACACUCAAGGUUCUCAUGGCAAUUUUAGCUGGGAAGUGGGUUCUCAAUGUGAACUGGCUGAAAGACUGUAUUGAGGCUAGGAAACCAAUCCCAGAAGAGCCCUAUGAGAUAAGCUGUGAUGUUCAUGGCUCUGUUAAUGGGCCUCGCUCAGGAAGGCUUCGAGCAAUGCAGCAGGCACCAAACCUGUUUGCUGGGUUGACCUUCUAUUUCAGUGGCCAUUUCAUGCCGGGAUACAAGGCCAACCUUGAAGAUUUGAUUGCCGCAGGAGGGGGUUCCAUUUUGGAGAAGACUCAGCUCUCUUGUGCAUCCUUGAUUCUUUACAGCAUGGAGCCACCACAAGGAAACAGUCCCAACACCCUUGAGACCAUCAAUAAGAGAAUAGCUGAGGCUCAAGAACUGGCAGCCACGGUUGGCUGCAAAGCCAUUCCUCAUACAUGGCUUCUGGAUUCUAUUGCAUCCUGCAAUUUGAGCGUGUGAUGCUGUACUGCCUAGGUUCAAACUCAAACAUAGGAAUGUGAUAUCUGUUCUGCUUUUUUUUCUUUUCAAAAAGGAGAUUAGGAUGUGAUUGACAUGUUGUCUUGAUCCAAAAUAUCUUUAAAUGUUGUAGCAUGAAAGCGCAAUUCAAUUGGAAUAAACUUGUGUACCUCAGUCAGCGUUACUGUCGGUGAUGUCA